Messenger RNA from Nicotiana tabacum (common tobacco), 1860 nucleotides. RefSeq names its product U-box domain-containing protein 45-like. The record is from RefSeq and is a predicted model, not a curated record. NCBI's taxonomy places the organism in Eukaryota, Viridiplantae, Streptophyta, Magnoliopsida, Solanales, Solanaceae. Gene Ontology annotation, molecular function: protein binding.
UGUUGAAAAGAAGACCCCAAACUCUCCAUGGCUGCUGUCCCCACAAAACAGGCGGAGUUGGGUUCUAUAACAGUUGCUUAACGCCACGGCGCAGGUGCCCAUGUUUUUUCUCUUCUCAAACUUACGUCUCUCACUCUCAAAAAAAAUUAAUUCCCAAUUAUUUACUCUUUCGUGAGUAUAUAUGUGAUGGAAGUCGGAGGUGAGAGCUACACCAACCCCAUCACCACCACUGAUACAUGCAGCGUUAAUCGGAACCUUCUUCUCAUUCAAUCCGAUGACCCUAUUUUGAAAGUUCAGGCUGCUAUGGAAAUUCGACGACUCACCAAGACUUCCAAACGUUACCGCCGCUAUUUCUCUAACGCCGUGAAACCCCUCGUUGAUAUGCUCCGUUCUACUAACUCCUUUGAGUCUAAAGAAGCCGCUCUCCUUGCCCUCCUCAAUCUCGCUGUUAAAGACGAAAGAAACAAGUUAAGUAUCAUUGAUGCUGGUGCCUUGGGACCCCUCAUAGGCUUUCUUCAAUCAGAGAAUUCAACUCUACAAGACCAUGCAACGGCUUCAUUGCUUACAUUAUCCGCUUCUUCUGUGACAAAGCCCAUUAUUAGUGCUUCUUGUGUCAUUCCUCUACUUGUGGAAGUCCUAAGACAAGGAAACUCACAAGCUAAGGUUGAUGCAGUGAUGGCUCUUUACAAUCUGUCAACUUAUCAAGGCAACCUAAACUUGAUCCUUCAAACAGAGGCCAUACAUUUCAUUGUUUCUCUGCUUAAAUCUUGUAAAAAGUCUUCAAAAACUGCAGAGAAAUGUACUGCUCUCAUUGAAUCCUUAGUGAGUUAUGAGGAGGGUAGAACUGCAUUGAUAUCUGAGGAAGGGGGAGUAUUUGCAGUUGUAGAGGUGCUUGAAAGUGGAUCUCUUCAAAGCAGAGAACAUGCUGUAGGAACUCUCCUAACAAUGUGCCAGAGCGACCGCUAUAAAUACAGAGAACCAAUUCUGAAAGAAGGUGUAAUUCCUGGACUUCUUGAGAUGACUGUUCAAGGAACAACUGAGUCUCAAACAAAAGCGCAAAUACUUUUAAGGUUGCUCAGAGACAAUCCUUAUCCUAACUCUGAACUUCAACCUGACACAUUGGAGAACAUUGUUUCCAAUAUUAUAUCUCAGAUAGAUGGAGAGGAUCAAUUAGGAAAAACAAAGGAGAUGCUUGCCGAAAUGGUACAAGUUAGUAUGGAGCGAAGUUUGAGGCAUUUACAGCAAAGGGCACUGAUACGUACUCCAUCUGACUUAUCUGUUUCUAGUUUAGAAAAGCCAAUCUAGUUUUUUUCGUGCAGCCAAUGGCAUUUCGAUCACAAAAUCCAUUGACAGCUGCAUAAAUGACUAGAAAUGUUUUUCAAUUGGUAGUGGUGUAUAAUGUGGUUGUUUUGUACUUCUCUCCGCCUUGCACCUCUUUUUUGAGCCAGCGUGCUAUUGAUUUUCCGUAGUUGGGAAAAUGAGAUAGAUAGAUAGAUAGAUAGAUAGAUAGAUAGAUAGAUACUACAGAAUGCCAGUCCGGAUCCUUCUGAAAGGCGCCAGGUGACUGGUUACUCAGUAAUUUUAGAAACAAUAAGGUCUUAGAAAUGUAGUUUUUGACCUUGGCCCUUGUAACAUAGAUUGUGUAUUGAAGGUUAUACAACUAUCAGUUUCAUUUCUCCGCCCUCAUGGUGUUUUUGUGAUAUACGGAGAAUGUUUAAAAGGAACGAAUGGAGUUUUUAUUCUCAGAACUUCUCAUGCUUUUCUGCUGAAGGCUGAGGCAAUAUAUUGUAAUGGAUACACUUAAAAAGUGCUUUGAGUGAUCCUCGUACUAUUUCAAAAGCCAGAGAAAUUUAAGAUAUA